Bombyx mandarina (wild silkworm) is the source of this 2600-nucleotide messenger RNA. Its product is annotated as calpain-11. Gene Ontology annotation, cellular component: cytoplasm. NCBI's taxonomy places the organism in Eukaryota, Metazoa, Arthropoda, Insecta, Lepidoptera, Bombycidae. Gene Ontology annotation, molecular function: calcium-dependent cysteine-type endopeptidase activity. The record is from RefSeq and is a predicted model, not a curated record. Gene Ontology annotation, biological process: proteolysis.
UUGGCGCGCGCUCGCCGUUCGGACUAGGCGUGUGUGUUAAACUCGUUAAUUUCACGAUCCACAUGUGUUUACGUGUUGUGAAGUGCAUAGUGCAGUGAAAUUCUUAAAGUUUCAUUGUGUCGUGAGAUGAAGUGUCCCAAGUAUCCGCGUGUAUGGGUAUGAGGAAGUUCAUGCGCACGCGGGGCGCUCAGCCACACGCGCUCACACAUCUUCAUCAUAACGGACAGACCGCCCUGCCGAAGACCAACGGCCAUGCCAAUGGCAUCAGCAACAACAUCGUACCGGUCAACGGGCGCCGCGAGGAGCCCCACUCGACUCUCUCCAGCAGGUACUGGAGCGGCUCUGAGGGUUCAGGGCGGGUCCUUGGCGAGGGCCUGUGGGAGGACCCCGAGUUCCCCGCGACCAGCACCUCUCUGGGCGACAAGAAGUUCUCCUCGAACGUUGUUUGGAUGAGACCUCAUGAGCUGUGCACGAGGCCUGCAUUCCGGGGCGAAGGUUUCAAUGAUGGAGUCACUGAAGACGAGAAUGAUGAUGACUUUGCUGCGAGAUGGAGUAUAGAGGUGGGUGCCGUCGGCGACAGCAGCUUAUGCUGUGCCGUUGCAGCCCUGGCACUCACCCCUCGCCUUCUGGACCGGGUGAUACCGCCGCAGACCUUCAAGGUCCACUACAAUGGGUCUUUUAAGUUCAAUUUUUGGGUGUUCGGCGCGUGGCGCGAAGUCGCCGUUGACGACAGACUCCCUACGCGAGCUGGUCGUCUCAUAACUAGUCACAACGCAUUACCUGACGACUUCACCCUGCCACUCCUUGAGAAAGCUUAUGCCAAGCUAUACGGUUCAUACGUAGCGCUCAGGGUGGGCAGCGUGUCGCGUGCACUCCAAGAUCUCUCAGGAGGUAUAGUGCAGAGUUUCUCCCUUGUCCAACAGCCGAAGGGCUUGACAGCACAAGUACUGAACUCGGCUGUUCCACGGUCAACGCUAUUAGUUGCUACGGUUGCGCAGGAAAAAGAAAGUGGCUGGCGACGUCUCCGCAAUGGCUUGAUAUCAGGUCAAGCGUAUUGCGUGACAGGACUGGCCAGGGUUCGAAGUGUCAACACCGCUGAUGGAGAAGGAGCACUCGUGAGAGUGAGAGCUGUCAGUGGACUUGGAGAGUGGGCAGGACCCUGGGCUAGGGGCAGUGCUGAAUGGAGGGCUCUUGCAGAGGCAGACAGAGACUUGUUGGCGCGACGCGCUGACCGACCUGGGGACUUCUGGAUGUCGUUCCCAGACUUCGCCCGCGCCUUCACAACGCUGGUACUGGUACACGUGGGGCCGGACGAUUGGCUGAUAGAGCCUGCGUUACAUGGUAAGCGGCCAUGGCGGGCUGUGCUUGCUAGACGUAGAUGGAGGCGAGGAUACAACGCUGGAGGACCGCCCUCUUGCAUCGAAACUACAAGCACAAAUCCACAAUUCCACGUACAAAUACCUCGCACGGAAACCGGAGGCGCUAGGAAAUGUCAUGUAGUAGUCUCCGUGACCCAGCAGUAUGGGACCAACAAAGCGGGGAAAUUACGGGCAAUAGGGUUCGCUGUGUACGAGAUCCCUGCAGGAGGGGGACCGCGGAGGGGAGCUCUGAGGGCUCUGGCUGGCUUGAGGGCUUUGGACGUCACACACGAGAGCAGAGCGCGCGAAGUAGCUACGUUCUUCACGCUACCUGCCGGGCAGUAUUUAGUUGUGCCACAUACGAGGCGUCCGCACACAGAAGCUGCUUUCCUACUGCGCAUAUUUACUGACGAACAGACCGAUGUGUGGGAAGUCAACGACGAUAAUCUGAUCAUUCCAAACAUCGGAGCCGAGUUUCUGGACGACGACCAAAGUACAUCGCCGGAGCUGCAGAUGGCGAUCACUAAUCUGUUCGGAAAAAAGGACAUCGAAGAAGUGGACGCGCGGGCGCUGCGGGGGGCGGUGCGGCGCGCGAGCGGGGGUUGGCGUGCGGCGCGGGCGGCGUGCGGCGCGCUGGUGGCGGCGCGGGAUGCGGGGGCGCGGGGCGGGGCUCGCGCGCGGGACGGGCCGCCGCUAGUCGCGCGCCUGCUGGCCUGGCGGGCCGCCUACACAGGGUUAGCGCCGAGCUGCAGCGCUGCCUCCUCGUACCGGCUGCGGGCGCUGCUGUGGGCGGCGGGGGUGGCGGCCUCCAACAAGGUGCUGGAGUGUCUGGUGAUGCGCUUCGCCAAAAAGAACACAAUAUCUUUGGAUGCCUACCUUAUAGCCUUGGCCAAACUACAUUUAGCACAUGAAAGAUUUCGAUGCUUAGAAGCUAAAUUAAAAUCGAACCCAAUAUCUUUGGAAGAGAUGAUCCUGAUGACCAUUUACUCGUGAUCCGGGACUCGUGUUGCUUGUUACUGUUAUAUUGUUAUAUUGUUACUGUUGAGUUUGUUGAAACAGUUUUCUACAUUUAUUUAUUUACUCACAGAUGAAGUUAUUCUGUGAAGAACGCCAUUAACAGAACUUGAAUUAGUCUCUUUCAUAAUUUAACUAGCUGACCCGGCAGACUUCGUAGUGCCUCAAUCGAUAAAUGAAAGACGUAAACUUUUGUAUAAAAUAAACUUGAAUCAAACAAAAGGAAUC